GCAGCAGUCCACAGCACACCAUGGAGGUGCAAUGGCUGCACCUCUGACCAGCUGGGCUGCAGAGUGACCCUCUGCAUCGGAAAUGCCUCUUUAGAAUAGUGUGUGUGUGAUUGUGUGAAUGUUUUAGUUUUAGUGUGUGUGUGAGCAAUGUCAUUUUGCAAACAUUAUUUCCUUUUUGCUGAUUUUGAGGACGACAAUGACAGAACUUUUUCGAGGGCGGUUGCAGUCCCUUAAAAUGAACUCUCAUUAAACUCUCUUUAAGGGAUAUGUCAGGAGUAGUAAAUGCCCUAUAACGGUCAUGUCUAACGGUUACCGUACUCUAUCACAGCAUCUAAAUGACCUGAAAAAGGAGAACUUCAGCCUCAAGCUCCGGAUCUACUUCUUGGAGGAGAGAAUCCAACAGAAGUAUGAGGAGAGCAGUGAGGAUGUCUACCGCUCGAACAUUGAGUUAAAGGUGGAAGUAGAGAGCUUGAAGCAGGAACUCCAAGAGAAACAACAGCUUCUCGACAAAGCUCUCAAAACAGCGGAGAGUUUGACUAAUCACAAUGAAGCAGAGCUGCAGAGACGCUGCCAGGAGAGGCAGCAGGAAAUCGACCAAAUGCAGCAAGUUCUUGAGACCAAGAUACAGCUCCUGCAGGAGGAGGCCCAGUUAGCACGCAGUGAGGCAGAUCUGAUGGCCUCACUGGCUGGAUCUCAGUCCCAGGCCUCGCUCCUGUCUCUCGACACACCCAUGGAUGACAUCCCAGAGGAGGAUAGGCAGCAGGACAUCUGGCCCCCAUCUAAUACCAGCAAAGACAGAUUGAUAGAAGAACUGACAAAAGAGCUUCGAUGCAAAGAGGCCUUCAUCACAGAGUUGACAAAUGAGAAGAAUUCUCUCACACGCCAAGUGGGGGAGCUAGAAGGCCAGGUCCAGGAGCUGUCUUCCUCUUUGCUACAAAAAGAUAAAGAUGUUGAUUUCUAUCAGGAAGAACUCGGCCGUGAGAGGCUACGCAUUGAAGAAGAGAUGCAGAGUCUUGUAGAGGAGCAGCAGAGUCAACUAAACCAGUAUGAGUGUGCAGCUGGGCAGUGUGUCAGUGAACUGCAGAAGGCCCAGCUCCAGGUUCAGUCUCUACAAGCCAAAUUCCACGAGAGUGAGGCCAACAACAUGAAACUGCAGGAGAAGCUCAAUGAGAUGGAGUGUGAGCUUCGUUUACUUCGUCAGUCAUCUCAAAGCCAGGAACGAACUAUUCAGGGCCUCAAUGACUGCAUCAACACCAAAGACAAUGAGGCCCAGGAGCUGUACCAGAUGUUGGAAGGGCAGAAUGCCACCCUUUGCAAAUUGAAAGAAAUGGUACAACGCAAUCAGUUGAGCCAGAGCAAGUCUCCAGAGGGCAGCACUGAGGCCCUGACAGUGGCCCAGCUGCAGGGUGAGCUGGUGGCUGUGCAGAGCUCACUGUUUUCCCUUGGUCUCGAAUUGGAAGCCAGUCAGAGGAGUUUGAGACAGAGCCAGAGGCGAGAGGCUGAUCUGCUCAAGUUCAAAGACAGACUCGAUUCAGAUCUACAGGAAGCUGUGCAGCACAGGGAGGUCACAGAAAAACAUAACCAGAGUCUCCACUGCACCCUUCAAAAAACCUGCUCUGAGCUUCAAACUAAAGACGCUGCUCUGAAAGAGACUGAGGCAGAGAAGCACUGUGUGGUGCUGGAGAAAGAAAGGACUAUUGCACAGCUCAAACAGUUUCUGAGAGAUAAAGAUGGGAAAUUACAGGAAUACUCUGAGAUGUUGGAGUCCUUAGAAAGAUGCAAACAGAGAGAUGUUCUUGUGGAGAAGUUGAGGGAACGAAUUAAAGAAAGAGAUAAAGCACUUGAGCACUCAAUUGAUGAGAAGUUCCAUUGUCUCGAGGAGCAUGAGAGCCAGGUGAGGAGCCUUCAGCUGGCUCUUAGGGAGAAGGAGCGUGACCUGGAGAGGCUCCGGUGCAUCCUGUCCAAUAAUGAGGACACCAUCACAAGUCUGGAUUCUUUAGUGCGGAGUAAAGAUUUGGAGCUGGAACAGGCAGCGGAAGCCUACAGGAACCUGCAAUGGCUGAAGCAGCACAGUGAGGAGAAGGACAUAAACACUCUAAGAGAGAGGGAUGCCAUAAUCAGCCAGCUGCAAGUCGCCCUGCAAGCACACAGCCAGGAGACGCAGGAUUUGACAACAGCUCUUGUUGCCCGAGUUCAAACUGCCCCCAAUGAGGUCAUAGAGGAGUUAAAGGCUAGACUUUCUCUAAAAGAGAAGCUUUUCCAGGAGCUGCUCUCAGAUCGCAGCCGCCAAUCAAAUGAACAUCAGGCUCAAGUUCAGGACUUGCUCGACACCAUCAGUUCCAAAGACCAGUAUCUGCAGGACUAUUCAUACAGGAUGUCAUUGGUGAUUACUGAGAGGACUGCUCAGUUGCAUGAAAUAGAGAAACAGUUGUCUUUAAGAGAACAGGAGCUUUGUAAACUUAAGCAAGACAAGGAGCUGGGAGGUGAUGUAGAGAAUCUUAGGAGUCUGCUCAAAGAGAAGGAUUCUCUUAUCAAGGAGCUAAUUCAGAGCCAAGAGGAGGCACUGGAAUCAUCUACAAAAGAAACAGAGGCCAAAACCUCAGCUCUGCAUGAUGAGCUGCAGCUGCUGCUCAAGAAGGAGAGAGCAGCUCAGGAGGAGGUCUCUGCUCUCCGAAUAUCAUUGGAACAUCAGCAGACCGCUCAACAGGGAUCUGCCAAAAAAUACUUUGGAGAAUACCAGUGUGUGUUAGAUCAGCUCUUGUCAGAGUACAACAGUCUAAAUGAUGCCUUGAGGACCGAGAAGAGAUUAUACCAGAGUCUAAACCAAAUUCAUAACAGGACCGACAGCAGUGCAGACAAGAUCCAGGCACUGCACACUGAACUGGACUCUGUCCAGGCGCUGCGUGGACAGUUGGAGGAGGUUCUAGCACGGACGCGUAACAUGGCUUUAAUGCUGGAAAGAGCUGCUAAAAGGCCAGCUGACAUAGGAGAGCUCAUCUCAGUCGUAGAGAAAGACUUUGAUGAUGACUGCAGCAGUGAGGAGUUUUCUGACAGCAUAGAAGAGGAGGACUGUAAAGUAACAGUGCACAGUUUUACAUCCAUCCAGGCUUCUGAGAUACAACAGCUUGAAGAAGAAAGGACAACACUUGAAGCUGAACUUGAAGAAAUCCAGUUACAGCUGGAGAGAGAUGGGUUUACUUCAUUUGCCCAUAUGAGGAGCACUUUAAGGAAGCUGCAGCAGGAAAAUUUAGCUCUUAAAGAAAGCCAUAACCAGACUAAUGUAGAGCAGUGUUUGAGUGACCAGGAAACUGAAGAUGAGCUGGAGACAGAGGGGGAAGAGGACAAGGAGAGUGAUGAAGAGGAGGAAUCUCCUUUUGCCAGUGAUCAGCAUCAAAAGAGACCUAUUCUAUCUUCCUAUAAGGGCAAUGUUGUUGGGGUGGGACCUCCCAGUAAGACCCCAGAGUGCUGGCAGGACAUAGAGGAGGGUCUGAGGGAACAGGCAUCCCGUCUGCGCUCUGAUCUGGCUCUGAGCUGUCAGGAGAACAGAGAACUGCAGGAGAGACUGAUGGUGUCUGAGGCCACAGUCCAUGCUCAGGCUGAACAGAUGAAAGACUACAGAGAUCUGCUGACAGAGACAUCCAUCAAACAGGCCAGUAAGCACGUGCAAGUGGAUCUGCAAGACCUGGGAUAUGAGACCUGUGGUCGUAGUGAAAACGAAGCAGAGCGAGAGGAUGCUAGUAGUCCAGAGUUUGAUGACCUAGAGAUGUGCACUGCACUGUCACAGCAUCAAGAUUAUGAGGGUGAAGGCAGAGGCUGGUAUGCUGGUAACACUGGUGACCCAGAGCCCUUUAAAACAAGAGGAGAUCCCAGCUCCCUUCAACAUCUGGUCCAAGAUCUGCGUUCUCAGCUCACACAUUGUCACAAAGUGAUUCGUGGACUACAAAUGAGAGUACGCUCUUUGUCAGCCACCAGUGAUUAUGCCUCCAGCCUUGAGAGAACCCCACGAAAGGUAAACUGGGCGUUGGCUAAAUCCCCUGCACCAAGUGGUGUGGAAGAGGAUGAAGGGUGGAUGUCCGAUCCUCAAGGAACGCUCUCAGGGUCCAGCCGCAACAAAGCACUUCAAGAACUCAUGGAAAGAGUAGCAUCUUUGGAAACCCAACUGAGAAACUCCAGGAAGGACAGCAAGGAACAAUCAGAAGAGACAAAAUGUGCCACAUGGCCUGGGAAGUACAAUUCUUUGAUUCAGGCACAAGCACGUGAACUGUCCCAUCUGAGGCAGAGGAUUAGGGAAGGCCAAGGAGUCUGCCAUAUACUCAGCCAACACCUGGGAGACACCACAAAGACUUUUGAAGAGCUACUUCGUUCCAAUGACAUUGAUUACUAUAUGGGCCAAAGUUUCAGAGAGCAGCUGGCCCAAAGCACUGCUCUGGCUCAAAGAGUUGUUUCAAAGAUUAGCGGAAGAGACUGCACUGAGAGCUGUGAUGAUAAGACAGCUACACUUCUUGCCUUAAGACUAAGUAAGGAGCUUCAGCAGAAAGAUAAAAUCAUUGAGUCACUCCACUCCAAGCUCCAGCACCGUGCAGAAACUCCUUCUAGUUGUCAUGCCCUUUCUGAAACCACCGACCAAUCAGACCGGACAUCUUUGGUGUCGGACGAGUUCCAAGGCACUGAAGACUUGGACUUGUGCUCAGAGGCAGAUAGGCCAGAGUAUCCAGGGGAGCACAGCCUGCAGCCAGGACGAUUUGGAUCAGAACAGAGAGCCCCAUUGCCCCAGCCCUCCUUUCCUUUUCCCUAUGGCAUUGAUGUUUGGGGUAAGGAGCUCUCCCCUGCCCCUCAACCCAGAGCUUUGUCUGCUAAUGCUGUUCGGCCUGAGCUGGACAUACUAUAUGAGAAGAACAGGGGUUCAUUUUCAUCAGGAGACCACAACCAACUAAACAUUCUCAACCACAGCCAGCUAUCCCAUCAUGCCUUUCAACAAUACCAAUUAGGAAUCCCGGAAGACUAUUCACUGAAGUCAGACUCUGGUUUAGUAACAGCAGGGCCUUUAUGGGACAUGGAGAGUAAGGCUCCACCAACUCUAAGCUACUCUGGAUUAACAGAACAUCCUGGUAACAGUCUAGCAGGGAUGCACUUGAUAGAGGAGCACUUACAGGAAGUGAAGUGUCUACGUCAGCGUUUAGAAGAAUCCAUUCGAACAAAUGAGAGACUGCGUCAGCAACUGGAGGAGAGGCUGGCAAGCACCGGGCGUGAAGGAGGAGCACCUACAAACAUCUACAUUCAAGGGCUUGAUACAGUUACGCAACUGUCCAAUGAGAUUAGAGUCCUUAAAGAGGAGAAUCAGGGCCUACAGUCACGUCUCCAGACAAGCACAGGUGAAGAGGUGGGACAGUUGCGGGAUGCAGUAUUCACAGCACGUGCUCGCCUUAAACAAGCAGAAUUGGAGGCAGAGCAGUGGAAAGAGGAGCUGAGGCGUCUACAGAUACAUAGUCAAGAACAGGGACAACAGCUCAAUGUAUUAAGGCAGGAGCGACAGAUGACCCAAGAGCAAAGCAACAGGCUUCAGCAUGACGUGUCUCUUCUGCAGCAGCAGCUGUGUGAAAGCAGGGACCUCAUCCACUCCCUGCAGGGUGAACUGCAGGUGUAUGACCAAGUGUGUGCUAGAACAAGGACAAGCAAAGGUUUCUUGUCUGAGCUUCCCAUCCUGCCAGUGGAGCUUGCGGAGCUCCUAGGGGAAGUGAGGAGUCUCCGUGCCCAACUGCAGAACAGCAUCCAGGAGAACAGCACCCUCAAACAGCUGGAGCAGAAACUGGGCUCACCCAGGACCUUGUGUGCCCUCACUGCCAGCCCACAGAGAGAAAGCUUCUACAAACGCCAGCUUCUGCAUGACACAUUUGACCCUCAUGCUGAGUUGGAGGGAGAGGCCCCUGAUGGAUCCUUUGCAAACCGUAACGGUCGUCAUGUCAUUGGGCAUGUGGAUGACUUUAGUGCCCUGCAGCAGCAGAUUCUGGAGGGCUGCAGUCUUGUCCAGCAGAUAGAUGCUACACUACAAUCAUGCCAGGGUUCAUCACUGAAAGAAAACUAUACGCAGGGCUGUAAAAAUGUCCUGGACGAUAGUUGCAUUAAAAUGUUAAUUGCCAACACCAAAACACUGAGGCAAAUCUUUGAGGAGGCCAUGUCUCUGCUGAAGAUGUUUUGGAGAGCAGCUCUGCCCAGCACUGAUGCCUCAAUACAGAGCCUUAAGAAGGAGCAGUGCCUUCAGGAGGAGAUUCUGUCGCUCAAACUGCGCGUGUCGGAGCAAGAAGAGGUGCUCAAAGGGACAAUUCAAAGACUGAGAAGCACCAGCCGUACAAAGGAAAGUAUGGAGCACUUCAUCGUCAGUCAGUUGUCAAGAACUCGAGAUGUGCUAAAGAAAGCCAGGACAAAUUUGGAGAAGAACGAGUUGAAACUGUCCUCUCUUAGCUCCUCCUCCUCUCCUUACACUGCUGAAGAGCCAGGAGAGUCUGCUAGAGAAUGGUCUUCUGAUUGCAGUGUCAUGACCUCCUGUGGUGCAGCCAAUCAGCGCUUUGCAACAAGGAAGCGUACCAGCCAAUGCCUGCUUUAGACUUAAACCAGCCUCAACGCUAUCACCUCUAAGCAAAAAAACAGCCAUGACUUCCUCCCUGGUUUUAAGCUCCAUCACCAGCCAUUACUUCACAAAAAAAAACAGUAAAAUAAUUUCAGCCUCAAAAGAGCUUCUACCCUCCCUUUGUCCCUUACAGACAAUACUCCCUCAGUAAAGUCUGCAAGCCUUACCUUGCUGAGUCAGCCAUGAUGUCUUUGAGUGAUUCAGUGAGCAGUUUGCCUUGCCAUGAGUGUGACAAAAGAAAGUGUUUGACAUGUGUCUCGAUGGUUUCAGAGACGUGCAUCCUUUGCAAGGAGCUGGAUAAAGUUGCUUCGAAAGUGUGUCUGGGUCUAUGGAUAAAAUAUGCAUUUCUAUGUUUUCUCAUCCAAACUCAGAUUUGUCUCUAGGAGCAUCUAUGUGAGAAUGAGCCAGCCAACCUGAAGGGAAUAUAUGUUUGUGCAUGUUUACCAGUGGCUUGAGAAAGGAAUCCUCACACCACAACAACAAAAACAAUAGUGUGUGUUAAUUAUCACUCAAAGACAAGAAACUCUCAAAACUGGCCAUCACAGAAAAGCAAGAGGCUUUUUAUGAGGACAUUUUUUUGCAAAUUCAAUGCAAUGACAUCACAAUGUAUUACUACACAGUGGAGGAAUGUAUGUCCAUGAUCACUGCUUAUUGGUUAUAUACUUGAGAAAAUGUAAGUAUAUGAGGAGAAAUGUGAAAAAUUUGAACCAAAAGUCAGAUGUUAGGAGUAGCUAAUAAUCCAAGUGGGUCUCUGUAUUAGCUUGUCUUGCACAUAACAAAAAUCAUAUUAAAAACAUGUAGAUUUAACUUCAAAUGUUUGCUUAACAUAUUCCACUGGAUCCACAAAAGGAGUAUUCAUAUUGGCAUGUGCAGUAAUUAUGUUUGAAUUAAUAAUUAUGCUGCACCACCAUUGUUUAAUUGUUUAACUGACUAGAAUUUGCCUUUGAUUAACUCUAGAUUUAUUAUUAGAUUAGUCCAUUACUGUUAGACCAUACAAUACUUUUUUGAGUGCAUUUUGUUUUUGAAAAUCAUGGCACAGGGGCUUGCCAGUAGUUGCCAAAGUUUGAGCUUUGAACUUCUUUCUGACUUGUCGUAUCCAUGUGAAAGCCUAUGGAUGACCAGAGACGGUAACUGUUAGACAUGAGUCGUUAAAGGCUCCUUUUUGGACCAAUGUUGUGAAGAGACAUUUGGGACCCGAUGCUUUGGGGUAAAGAUUUGUGGUAAACUUUUGUUUUGCCAAAUAACUUUUUAUUGUGUUAUUUCUCUUGGUUCAGACUUUAAGCAUUCCUGUGGAAGUGGCAAUGUAGAUGGGUUCUCAGAAGACACAAACUUUGGCAGACUACUGGUGGGGUCACUGUCCUCAUGUAUUUAAGUGAAACCUGUUUUAGUUUUUUCUCCUGCCAUUUAUGCUGUAAAUAAAUAUGUGUGUGUGAAUGGAGUGUUUUACAUUGAGACUACAUUUGCCUUUUUGCAAAUUUGUUAUCAUGGGUAGCUGUGCAAUAGCUUAAUUUGAAAUUGAGCAUAGUUUUAUGACUUUGCUACAUCUGUGUGAUUUAUAGGCAGUGUGUGGUACACUUUUGUUUAAGUGUAAUAGGGCGUGUGAUAAAAUAUCUUCAUGUUACACUACACAGUAUAUUAUCCACCCUAUGAAAGCUCUGAUUGAUGUUGCUUUGCUUGCCUUUGAGCUUUUAGCAGGAGCUGCUUCACUUUGAGGUGAAAUUGCCUUGAAAUAGUGCUUGUAAUUCUGAGAGCUGCCAAGUCAGGUUUUGUUUGCGCUCAAAUUCUUGUCUGUUGCCAAGUAUUUCAAAGACAGUGUUGGAUUUUCUAAAUACCAAAAUAUUGUUAAAACAAAGUAAACAAACAAAUAUGAGGAAUUGAGCACUUUGUUAGAGCGUAAACAAACCCUUUUGAUAUUUAUUAGGGAUUUGUACUGCAGUAUAUGUAUUAUUGGUUAUGAGUUGCGUUUGUAUAUACAGCUUCUAUGUGAUAGAGACUGACUUUGAGUUUUUGCAUUAUAAACUCGAAUAUGAGGCAGGAUUUAUCUCUUGCUUCCAAUGAACGUGUGUUGUGAUAACAACAAUGUUGUUGAAAUAAAGAAAUAUAUAAAAC
This is a messenger RNA of Periophthalmus magnuspinnatus, 8734 nucleotides long. RefSeq names its product myomegalin. The transcript has 44 exons. NCBI's taxonomy places the organism in Eukaryota, Metazoa, Chordata, Actinopteri, Gobiiformes, Gobiidae. Gene Ontology annotation, cellular component: microtubule organizing center. The record is from RefSeq and is a predicted model, not a curated record. The coding region runs from base 299 to 6601 and encodes 2100 amino acids.